Molecule: messenger RNA, 1128 nt
Organism: Metarhizium album ARSEF 1941
Lineage: Eukaryota; Fungi; Ascomycota; Sordariomycetes; Hypocreales; Clavicipitaceae
Product: NAD(P)-binding domain protein
Exons: 2
Coding region: 1-1128 (375 amino acids)
Molecular function (GO): oxidoreductase activity, acting on the CH-OH group of donors, NAD or NADP as acceptor
Source: RefSeq, a predicted model, not a curated record
AUGCCGAUGCAUCAGGGAUUCCUACCCCGCGAGGGUUUCUGCCUCGAUGUCGUUCUCAAGCUCUUCCGCAGAACCGCUGGGAACCCGGUCCUUCUCCUCCCCCUCGUCUUGCUCGCAAGAUUCUCCAAGAGAGGCCGAGACUGGGCAAUCUUGCACCCCAAGACAGCCCGACGCCUGAGAAUGCUAUUCUGCUUUGCCGUCUUGCGACGUCUGAGCGCUUGGUAUUCGGACAAAAUGCGCAACAAUUGGGUCCACGACCAAUAUGUCUGGUCCAAGGAAAUUGUCCUUGUUACUGGCGGGGCUGCCGGUAUUGGAGCAAGCAUGGUGCGGCUCUUUGCCGAGAAAGGCAUCACUGUUGUUGUGCUGGAUGUUCAGCCCAUGACUAUGAAAACCAGCUCGAGGGUCCAUCACUAUCAAUGCGACCUCAGAUCGCCCGAUGCCGUUAUUGCGGUGGCAGACCGAAUUCGAGCCGAAGUCGGCCAUCCUUCUGUGCUAAUCCACAACGCCGGCGUUGCCAGAGGUAAGACUAUUAUGGACGCUGAGCCAGCAGAUGUCCGGUUCACCUUUGAUGUCAACGCUCUGUGUCACUACUGGGUCACCAAGGCAUUCUUGCCCAACAUGGUUUCUACAAAUCACGGCAUCAUUGUUACCGUGUCAUCGAUUGCUGCAUGGACUGGUCUUCCCGACUUGGUCGACUAUGGUGCUUCGAAGGCUGCCGCUCUGGCUUUCCACGAGGGCCUCUCAGGAGAACUCAAGUUUCGCUACAACGCCUCCAGGGUUCGGACGAUUACGGUCCACCCUGGACACACCCAAACCGCGCUGUUUGCAGGUUUCAACCAGGGCAACUCAUUCGUCCUUCCCAUGUUGCACCCUGACUCUAUUGCCGAAGCUGUGGUCAAGCAGGUGCUCACUGGACGCAGUGGGACGGUUGUUCUGCCCGAGACCGGAUCGAUGCUGUCAUGGCUCCGAGCGCUGCCCGACUGGUAUGGCAUCCGUGUGAGAUCCAAGGCUCAGGGGAGUAUGAAGAACUGGUCAGGGCGGCAAGUGAUACAAGAUGUCGGUGCUGUGCAUCAACGUGCCGAGAGCCAGCAUGACGAGCCGAGCGAGAGCACGGUGCUGGUAUCAUAG